UGUACAGGUAUAAAUAUGCUUGUGCUUGUAUCAGAUGAUCAUUCUACAUCGAACAUUCUGUUACAGAAGUGCAACACUUAUUCCAAUCUAACAACAUGAAACCAGUGGCAAUGUUCGCGUGUCUGAUCGUGCUGAUCUUUACUCUGCAGAACGUACAUUGUGCCUGUCCUUAUGCGCAUCCCUACCCGUACGACGUGUGUGGACCAAACGAAGAGUACCAAACGUGUGGUACCGCUUGUCCUAAUACUUGUGCCGAUCUGAACGAGCAACAGAAACCGUGCACCAAGCAAUGUGUUCAGGGAUGCUUCUGCAAACCUGGGUUUGUUCGAGAGUCUAAGGAAGGCAAAUGUAUUCCGAAAUGCUCCAAUGAAAACAUGCCCUUAUCAAAAACAAGUACAGCCAUACUGUUCGUUCGAUUGGUUACACCUUGUUUGUAUUUACGUGUUAACAUUGGCUCGAAUCCAGUAAACCACAUCAUGGAUCGAAUGGAGAACUUCCGAUAUAAAAAUGCUGCUUUCGGAUACAUUCGAGCUGUGAGCCGAAAGAGACAUGUGAAGGUGAAAACGAACAAUACGAAAAAUGUAUCCCUAAGGAACCGAUGACCUGCGCUAAUCAAAUCGAGAUAAUGCUUGGAUGUAAACCAGGGUGCACCUGCAAACCAUUAUACAUUCGAGAUAGCUGGCCAGGCGGAAAAUGCAUUCCACUGGAGGACUGUCCGAAGUAGGUUGGCAACAUCAAACGCACAAUAUGUAAUUAACCAUCUUUCAAAUAAAUCUAUCUGUGCACUGUUUGGCCCC
Messenger RNA from Anopheles coluzzii, 797 nucleotides. RefSeq lists its product as uncharacterized. Lineage: Eukaryota; Metazoa; Arthropoda; Insecta; Diptera; Culicidae. The transcript has 4 exons. Bases 96 to 602 code for a protein of 168 amino acids. The record is from RefSeq and is a predicted model, not a curated record.